AUGAAAUUAAAAUUUAUAAUAAUAUUGUUUUGUAUUAUUUUUUUAAAAUCACAAGCAUCAGAUAAAUUUAUAGAAAUAUUUAAACCCACACAACUAGUAUAUCCAGACAAGAGCCAUGAAAGAUUAUUAAUCAACGAAACAUCAUUAAAUCUUUUAAACUCAUUAUUAGACAAAAAUCUAUCAGUUCUAGGGGUUGUGGGCACAUUUCAUAGUGGUAAAAGUUUUUUGUUAAAUCAAAUUUUAGGUACAACCGAUAGUUUUACAGUUGGCCCAACUGUACAUCCUCAAACUUUAGGUAUUUGGAUGUGGGCAUGUAAAUUAAAAGUUCAAAAUAAGGAGCAUACUCUUCUUUUAUUGGAUACUGAAGGUUUUUACUCAAGCAAUGUCUCUGAAACUUAUGAUGCUAAAAUAUUUUCAAUUACAACAUUACUUAGUUCCCACUUAAUUUAUAAUUCAGUUAAAAUAAUUGACCAAUCAUCAUUGGAAUAUCUAGAACUCCUAUCAAGAAGAACUCAAUUAUUUGCAUUAAAAUCAAAAAUAAAAUCUUCAGAAAUCGAAUCGAAAUCAUCAAAUUUAGAAUGGUCAGAUGUUUUAAAGUUUCCAUCAUUAACUUGGGUUGUACAAGAUUUUUUUCAAGAUAUUGGCGAACAAACUCCUACUGAAUGGCUUCAUGAAUUAUUAAAAUCACACUCUAGAGACCAACCAGAUAGUAUAUUAUCUAUUUCACAAAUAUUUCCAUCUAUCCAAUGCAAUACACUAUUUAUACCAAGUGGAGAUAAAGGAACUCUUAGACAUUUAAAUAGAGCUAAAAUGGCAGAUUUAAAUCCAAUUUAUAUUAGAGAACUCAAUCAAUUAAUUGAUUCAUUAUUUUCAUCACUAAAACCUACUCUUAGCGGUCCUUCAAUAGGAACAUUAUUAAAAUUAUUAGUAGAUGUAGCAAAUUCAAAUAACUUCCCACGUGUUCCUUCUAUUUGGAGUGGAUUUAUUAAACAACAACAGCAAUCGGCUCUAGAUGAUAGUUUGGAGGCUUACAAAGAAAAGAUUACAAGUUUUCGUACAACAAAUCCCCCAUUGUCUCAUCAGCAAUUUUUAGAGUUACAAAAGCAUUCAUACGACUAUGCCAGCAAUCUUUAUAAACAACUUUUAUUUGGUUUAGAAGAAGCUUACAAGCCAGGUUUAGUUAAAUUAGACAAAUUAUUAAAAGAGAAUUUCGAAACUUAUCAAAAGGAAAACUCUAUUCGAAUUAGACAAUAUUGUCAAAAUAUUUAUAAUGAGCAAUCAAACGAUAUAUCCUCCCAAUUUGACCAAUUAAAGUUACCUAUUCAAACAAAGAAAUUAAAUACAAUUUUACAGGAUGCCAAAGAUUCAAUUACUAAAGAAUAUAUAGAUAAAAAUUAUAAAUACAGAGAAUCAAAAGAACAUUAUCAAUUUUUUUUAAAUUCAUUAGAAAAGGAUAUCGAUAGAUUAAUAGUUCAAAAACAAUUACAAAACAAAAAUGAGAUGGAAAAUUUAUUGACAAAAUCAGGUUUGGCAAUAGCAGAGCGUUAUAAUCAGGCAAUGAGCUUGAUCGAGUUCCCAACUACACUCAAUGAACUAUCAAAAGAGCACAACACAUUAUUCAAACAAUUCCAAGAGAGAUACAAACAAACUACAGAGUUGGCAGUUUCCGAAUCUUAUUAUUUAGCUUAUGAAGCAAUGGCCGAAAAGAGGUUGCAACAAAUUUAUACAGAAUUUUUAGAAUAUAAUGAAAAAAAGAUAUUGGAAAAAGCAAAGGUCGAAUCAGAAUUAUCUAUGAAUGAUUUCAAAAAGAAUGUAGGAAACAAUAUUUUUUUACCCAUGGAAGAAGAUUUAUUAGUCAAACAAAUGAACGAAUUUCGUAUUCAUUCUUUAACUUCAUUCAAAAACCGCUUACAAACCUUCAGAGAUUCCAAUGCCUAUUCAAAUGAAUUAAAGCGUUUAGAAUCAUUUUUAGAAUACCAAAUAGAAACUAAAAUUCAAGAAAAUGUAACACAAAUGAAAUGGAUUGUUAAAGAAUCAUUGGAUACAGUUAGGAUAAUGAUGGCAUCGCGUGUUAAUUUAUUUUGGGUUAAAUAUUCUUUUGAAAACGAAGCAAGAAAAGAAGCAGAGAAAAGAAUUAGCGGUAAAAUUAAAUCUAAAGCUUUAAUGGAUAAAGUAAUAACUCAAUUCAUCGAAACAGAUUUAAAAAAAGAAUUGGAUAGUUUAUUUGGUUUGGUACCAUUAGUUAUCACAGGAAUACUUUUAAUAGUUUUUUCGAUAAUAUUAUCUUUGGUAUUAAAAAAAUAA
This is a messenger RNA of Dictyostelium purpureum, 2304 nucleotides long. RefSeq lists its product as uncharacterized. Gene Ontology annotation, molecular function: GTP binding; GTPase activity. The transcript is spliced from 3 exons. The record is from RefSeq and is a predicted model, not a curated record. Lineage: Eukaryota; Evosea; Eumycetozoa; Dictyosteliales; Dictyosteliaceae. The coding region runs from base 1 to 2304 and encodes 767 amino acids.